CUCGGCCAGGCCCCACCCCGAAGCAGUGGAGCUGCAGCGCCGGAGUCUGCCCAUCUUCCAGGCGCGGGGGCAGCUGUUGGCCCAGCUCCGAAACCUGGACAGCGCCGUCCUCAUCGGUUGGCUACACAGUACGUUUUGAUGAUGUCACCUCAGAAGACACCAGGAUCAAGUUUCUAACAGAUGGCAUGCUUCUGCGUGAAGCAAUUUCAGACUCUCUGCUUCGGAAGUACAGUUGUGUUAUUUUGGAUGAAGCCCAUGAACGGACCAUCCACACAGAUGUGCUCUUUGGAGUGGUGAAAGCUGCACAGAAGAGGCGAAAGGAACUGGGGAAGCUGCCUCUCAAAGUGAUAGUGAUGUCAGCUACGAUGGAUGUGGACCUAUUCUCUCAGUAUUUCAAUGGUGCCCCUGUCCUCUACCUGGAGGGCCGGCAGCAUCCAAUCCAGGUUUUUUAUACCAAACAGCCUCAGCAAGAUUACCUACAUGCAGCUCUUGUCUCAGUCUUCCAGAUCCACCAGGAAGCCCCUUCUUCUCAGGACAUCCUGGUGUUCCUCACUGGUCAAGAGGAGAUCGAAGCAAUGAGCAAGACCUGCCGAGACAUUGCAAAGCACCUUCCAGACGGCUGCCCCUCGAUGUUGGUCCUUCCCCUGUAUGCCUCCCUGCCCUAUGCACAGCAGCUCCGCGUCUUCCAAGGGGCUCCAAAGGGCUAUCGCAAAGUGAUCAUUUCAACCAACAUCGCUGAAACCUCCAUAACCAUUACAGGAAUAAAAUAUGUAGUUGACACGGGCAUGGUUAAAGCAAAGAAGUAUAACCCUGACAGUGGUCUUGAGGUGUUAGCAGUACAGCGAGUGUCAAAGACACAGGCCUGGCAGCGCACAGGAAGGGCUGGCAGAGAGGAUAGUGGCAUCUGUUACCGGCUCUACACUGAGGAGGAAUUCGAGAAGUUUGAUAAGAUGACUGUGCCAGAGAUCCAGAGAUGUAACCUGGCCAGUGUGAUACUUCAGCUUCUAGCAAUGAAAGUCCCAAAUGUGCUCACCUUUGACUUCAUGUCCAAACCAUCUCCAGAUCACAUUCAGGCGGCCAUUGCCCAACUGGACCUGUUAGGUGCUCUUGAACAUAAGGAUGACCAGCUUACCCUGACUCCAAUUGGAAGAAAGAUGGCAGCAUUUCCUUUAGAACCCAAAUUUGCCAAAACCAUCCUCCUGUCCCCCAAAUUCCACUGCACAGAAGAGAUCCUGACCAUUGUCUCCUUGCUGUCUGUGGACAGUGUCCUCCACAACCCUCCUUCCCGGCGAGAUGAAGUGCAGGGAGUACGGAAGAAGUUCAUAUCCAGUGAGGGGGAUCACAUUACCCUGCUCAAUAUCUACCGAACCUUCAAAAACAUAGGUGGAAAUAAGGACUGGUGCAAAGAGAAUUUUGUUAACAGCAAGAAUAUGAUGCUGGUAGCUGAAGUCAGAGCACAGCUGAGGGACAUCUGCUUAAAGAUGUCGAUGCCAAUCACGUCAUCCCGAGGAGACACGGAGAGCAUCCGCCGCUGCCUGGCUCACAGUCUUUUCAUGAGCACUGCCGAGCUUCAGCCAGACGGUACCUAUGUCACCACGGAUACCCACCAGCCAGUGGCCAUUCACCCCUCGUCUGUCCUCUUCCACUGCAAGCCAGCUUGCGUCGUGUACACUGAGCUGCUUUACACCAACAAGCGCUACAUGCGGGAUCUCUGCGUGGUAGACGCCGAGUGGCUAUACGAGGCUGCCCCCGAGUACUUCAGGAGGAAACUGAGAACCGCCAGGAACUGAGCCACUCCAGGGUGCUGCCAGGAUUGCAGGGACUGGGAGCUUGGACCACAGCUGUCCUUGUAGCUGAAUGUGUCCAGCUUCCAGGAGCUUAAAAAUGUCUUUGUCUAAACUCCUGGGCCUGAACCAUGUAGAUGUGUACAUAUCAUUUAUACCUUGGAAACUUCACAAUUGUGCUUCUGGUUCUUGCUGGGUGUCUUUGGUGAGUAACUUCUGAGCUUCAGUUUCCUCAUCUACUAAAUGAGGGUAAUAAUAAUUCUUACAUGAUUGGGGUCAUGGAGUUUAGAGAUAAGCAGAAAGUACCCAGAGCUAUGCCUGGUGCACGAUAGACAUACAACGAGCUGUGAGUCAUUAUGCCUAAUGUUACUGCUUUCUACAGGAUGUGAGUCAAGUACAACAUCAUCUAAGUUCUUGUGACUGAGAAGGAUUUUCUGGAAGGAGGCCUUAGGAGUCUGCAGAGCUUGCAUGUUGUUCCUUGGUUCUGUUUUAAUGUCUAUCUGUAUGAAGCUUUAAAGCAAAAAACAUAAGCAACUGACUUCUGUAGAAGUUUCCAGAGGGAGGUGCUGUUGUCUUUUACCUCUUGGGAUGACCAUCCCUACUGAUCCUUCAUGUCUCAGGGGGUGGACUGCUCUAUGUCUGUCUCCAAGCAGAGGCUAGUAAAGGAGUAUCUUGGUCCUCCCCACCUUUGUGGUGUGUGUCCCCAUCAGUGCUUUCAGGAGACAGGUAAGUUUCCUGGAUGAAAGUUGAUUUGUACCUUUUGAAUCAUGUCAAGUGCAGACAUGGAAAACUGACCUUUUACUGUUGAGUGUGUGUAUGUCACUCCCACAUCCCCAGUUGACAUUUUUCUCUUUGAUUAGGCACCUGUGAGCGUGUGAGCAUGAGGAAUGACUCCGUGCUCCACGUCAGCUGUUUCUUUUUAGGCAGGGCCCCUGGUUAGAGCUGUGGGGUAUGGACGGUAGGGGAGGGUACAUGGUAGGUGAGUACCCAGAGAGCAUCAGCCCAUCCCAGCCACCACAUCUGGUCUCUCAUAUUCUUGUAUUUUACUGACUUUCUGUGAUCUCUCUUCCUUCUUCAUAGGGACUUGAGACAAUCUGGCUUUGCUGCUGUCAGGCAUCCCUCUCUAACCCUCAUUGUCUACAUUUGUCAGAGGGAAUAGAGGAUCUCCACAGUCUUUUCCUGUUCUGAUAUUUUGAGAAAGGAAAAAGACUUUAAUGGUUCUUUUUUAGCUACUUAAUUAUCAAAAGCAAAUAAUCUUUCCCCAGAGGAUGUUUGGAUGAAGCCAAGAUCUAGCUCUUUAUCAUUGUGCUUAAUUGGUUCAAAUACAUCU
Messenger RNA from Carlito syrichta (Philippine tarsier), 3114 nucleotides. It is a transcript of the gene DHX33, whose product is annotated as DEAH-box helicase 33. The record is from RefSeq and is a predicted model, not a curated record. Gene Ontology annotation, cellular component: nucleolus; intracellular anatomical structure. Bases 186 to 1790 code for a protein of 534 amino acids. Gene Ontology annotation, molecular function: RNA binding. The transcript is spliced from 11 exons. NCBI's taxonomy places the organism in Eukaryota, Metazoa, Chordata, Mammalia, Primates, Tarsiidae. Gene Ontology annotation, biological process: positive regulation of transcription by RNA polymerase I.